Molecule: messenger RNA, 1691 nt
Organism: Elgaria multicarinata webbii
Lineage: Eukaryota; Metazoa; Chordata; Lepidosauria; Squamata; Anguidae
Gene: PPP6C
Product: protein phosphatase 6 catalytic subunit
Exons: 7
Coding region: 41-958 (305 amino acids)
Biological process (GO): G1/S transition of mitotic cell cycle
Cellular component (GO): cytoplasm
Molecular function (GO): protein serine/threonine phosphatase activity
Source: RefSeq, a predicted model, not a curated record
AAGCGCCUCUCUCUCUCUCCCCCCCUCCCUCCCUCCCAAAAUGGCGCCCCUCGACUUGGAUAAGUACGUGGAGAUCGCGCGGCUCUGCAAGUACCUGCCCGAGAACGACCUCAAGCGCCUGUGUGACUACGUGUGUGACCUGCUUCUAGAAGAAUCUAACGUGCAGCCCGUUUCUACACCGGUCACAGUCUGUGGCGACAUACAUGGACAGUUUUAUGAUUUAUGUGAAUUAUUCAGAACUGGAGGUCAGGUUCCUGACACAAACUACAUAUUUAUGGGUGAUUUUGUAGACAGAGGCUAUUACAGCCUGGAGACGUUUACUUACCUUCUUGCCCUAAAAGCAAAAUGGCCCGACCGCAUCACACUCUUGCGUGGAAAUCAUGAAAGCAGACAGAUCACGCAAGUGUAUGGAUUUUAUGAUGAAUGCCAAACCAAAUAUGGUAACGCUAAUGCCUGGAGAUACUGCACCAAAGUCUUUGACAUGCUUACAGUAGCAGCGUUAAUAGACGAGCAGAUCCUUUGUGUCCACGGAGGCCUGUCUCCAGAUAUCAAAACGCUGGAUCAGAUCCGAACCAUCGAGCGAAACCAAGAGAUUCCGCACAAAGGCGCUUUUUGCGACCUCGUCUGGUCUGACCCGGAAGACGUUGACACCUGGGCCAUUAGUCCCCGAGGAGCAGGCUGGCUGUUUGGCGCAAAGGUCACCAACGAGUUUGUCCACAUCAACAACUUGAAGCUCAUCUGCCGAGCCCACCAGCUGGUGCACGAGGGUUAUAAAUUCAUGUUCGAUGAGAAGCUGGUCACGGUAUGGUCGGCCCCGAACUACUGCUAUCGCUGUGGGAAUAUCGCCUCAAUCAUGGUCUUUAAAGAUGUAAAUACGAGAGAACCAAAGCUCUUCCGUGCAGUCCCAGACUCGGAGCGUGUGAUUCCUCCGAGGACGACCACACCGUAUUUCCUCUGAGAACAUUGCUCUAGCCCUUGUACCGUUUUCUGUGUGACAUACUUUUUAUUGAGCACUUUGCUGCUGAAAUGCUGCCUCUUGCCUUUUUUUUUUAAUUAUCUAAAUGUGUUGUACAUUGUAGCGAUGCGUCUCUUUAUUUUCCACACAUCCAUGCCCUAUUGGUCCCAAUCCUCUCCUCCCAGACUUGUCCAAGAGUGCUUUUGAAACGCCUCUAAGCACUUACCUUGCUCUCUUGUAGGGUUGAGUUGUUGUUUUUUUUAAGGAAAAGCUUCAUUUUCCUUUCAAAUAAAAUAAAAACAGAGCAAGACAUCAGAUGUCGUCUAGGGGGUUGUCUUUAGGGAGUUGUCAUUUUUUGGGUUUUUUUGUGCAGGGGGAUAAGGUUUUAAGAAAUUUCAGCAGCAAAGAUGUGCUUAACUGUGCACAAUAGGAUUUUCGAAGUCCAACUAAGAUACAGAUAUCCAAGAUGUAGAAGUGAAUUGUCCUGGUUUAUCUUUUGUUUUAAGCUGGUAUAAAAUAAGUGGCUUAAAAAGCUGCCCCUGAUUGUUUUUGGUUUUUUUUUAUUUUUUAGGAUUCAAACUGAAAUGCAAAACCCACCACAGGUAUUUGAAUUUGUACAUUAAAAUAAUUGUUCUGAUUUUUUUUCUCAGAUACCUUGUAUUUUUAAUAAAGUCGUACCUUGAACUCUGCCUCUAGGUUAAACAUUCAGAAUAAAACCCUGUAUUGUUGAUGUGAA